AUGAAGACUUUCCUCAUCCUUGCCCUCCUAUCCGUGGUGGCAACCAUGGCUAACGCCACUGUGGAGCUUGACCAUACAGAACAAUCAUUUCCACAACCCCAUCAACAGUUUCCGCAACCCCAACAACCAUUUCCCGAGCAGCAACAACCAUGUGUGCAGCAACAACAACAAGUUUUCCAACCAAUUGUACAACAACUGUUGAACCCGUGCCGAGAUUUCCUCGUGCAGCGGUGCAACCCAGUGGCGAUGGUGCCGUUCCUCCGGUCGCAGAUCCUGCAACAAAGCAGCUGCGAGGUGAUGCGACAACAAUGUUGCCAGCAGUUGGUGCAAAUCCCCAAGCAACUCCAGUACCCUGCCAUAUAUAGCAUCGUGAACUCUGGCUUCAGCAUCGUGAACUCUGGCUUCAGCAUGCAGCAACAACAACAGGGUCAGGGCUUAUGCCAGCCUCAGCCACAACAAGCGGGCCAAGGAUUCAUCCAAGCUCAUGAUCUAGCUAAGUUCGAGGCGAUGAGGAAUUUUGCGCUACAAACCCUGCCGGCGAUGUGCAAGGUGCAGGUUCCAUUGUACUACUCCACCUCCCCGUACGACGUCAUUGCUAUUUAG
Messenger RNA from Lolium rigidum, 603 nucleotides. RefSeq names its product avenin-3-like. The transcript has 2 exons. Bases 1 to 603 code for a protein of 200 amino acids. Lineage: Eukaryota; Viridiplantae; Streptophyta; Magnoliopsida; Poales; Poaceae. The record is from RefSeq and is a predicted model, not a curated record. Gene Ontology annotation, molecular function: nutrient reservoir activity.